Messenger RNA from Leptosomus discolor (cuckoo roller), 739 nucleotides. The record is from RefSeq and is a predicted model, not a curated record. NCBI's taxonomy places the organism in Eukaryota, Metazoa, Chordata, Aves, Leptosomiformes, Leptosomidae.
CUGGAACUCGGGACGCUGGGGGGCGUGCUCCUGUGUGGGUCUGGACUUAUUGGUCGCAGCUGGGCCAUGUUGUUUGCUGCUGGAGGCUUCAAAGUGAAACUUUAUGAUAUUGCACAACAACAGCUAACAAGUGCGCUGGAAAACAUUCGCAAACAAAUGAAAGAUCUGGAGGAGUCGGGAUUCCUGAAAGGAGCUCGGAGUGCGGAGGAGCAGUUGGCUCUCAUUAGCGUCUGUACAGACCUGAAGGCAGCAGUAGAGGGUGCUACUUUCGUUCAGGAAUGUACUCCCGAGAACCUGGAACUGAAAAAGAAGAUUUUCAGUCAGUUAGACCUUCUUGUUGGUGACAAUGUUAUCUUGAGCAGCUCGACCUCAUGUCUCUUACCCAGCAAAUUGUUCACUGGCCUUAAACAUGUUAAGCAGUGUAUUGUGUCACAUCCAGUAAAUCCACCUUACUUUGUGCCGUUGGUUGAAAUUGUUCCUCAUCCAGAAACAGAUCCUUCUACUACAGAGAGAACGUAUGCCCUGAUGAAGAAGAUUGGUCAAUCUCCUGUCAAACUAAGCAGAGAAAUUGAGGGGUUUGUUCUGAAUCGGCUCCAGUAUGCAGUGAUAAGUGAAGCCUGGAGACUUGCGGGUGAAGGAGUAGUAUCUCCUACUGAUUUAGACCUUGUGAUGUCUGAUGGAUUGGGAAUGCGAUACGCAUUUAUUGGACCUCUGGAAACCAUGCAUCUUAAUGCAGAAG